AUAAAGAUGGAGAUCCCACACAUAAAACUACUUCCCCUACCACUUUUCUUCCUUCUAAACUCAGUUUGUUCUACAAAUUCGAACUCGAUUUCGGAAAGCUUUGUCACAUGCUUUUCAUCCAGCAUAAAUUCUACCUCAACAAGCAAAAUCAUCCUCACGGAAAGCACUACGGACUAUUCCUUGGUCUUAAAAUCUUCCAUACAGAAUCUCCGAUUCUUGAACACAUCAACACCGAAACCACAAGCUAUCAUUACUCCUUCUCAAUACUCUCAUGUUCAGGCAGCCGUGGUAUGUGCCAAGAAAGACGGCAUACAAAUAAGAACCCGAAGCGGGGGCCAUGACUACGAGGGCCUAUCCUAUGUAUCCAAAACUCCUUUCAUCAUCAUUGAUCUUUUCAAUCUUCGAUCUAUCGAUGUUGACAUAGAGAAUGAGAGUGCUCGGGUUGAGUCAGGUGCUACUCUCGGAGAGUUGUACUACACAAUUUCACAAAAGAGUAAAGUUCAUGGAUUUCCAGCAGGGACAUGCCCAACUAUCGGUGUAGGGGGACAUAUUAGCGGAGGUGGAUUUGGUACUAUACUCCGAAAAUAUGGUCUAGCAGCUGACAAUGUUAUUGAUGCUAAGAUUGUUGACGUUAAUGGCAGGAUUCUCGACCGAAAAUCCAUGGGAGAAGAACUCUUUUGGGCUAUUCGAGGAGGGGGAGGCUCAAGCUUUGGAGUUAUUCUAGAAUGGAAACUUAGGUUGGUUCGUGUUCCUCCAUCUGUGACAGUUUUCAAAAUUUCACAGACCAUAGAACAAGGCGCAACCAAACUAUUUUCGAAAUGGCAAAACAUUGCAGAUACACUUCAUGAAGACAUUUUCCUACAUUCAGUCGUAGGUGUUGGAAAUGAAGCUGGCGCAAAUGGUGGCAAAACUAUUAUAAUUGAAUUCGGUUCGUUGUUUCUUGGGCCAGUCGAGAAACUUCUCCCUCUGAUGCAAGACAAUUUUCCGGAGUUACGUUUAGACCGGAGCAACUGCACUGAAAUGAGCUGGAUUGAGUCUGUUCUAUACUUCGCCUACAUCUCAAUAAACGAGUCGGAAGCUUUGCUCAGGAGAACUCAACAAUCUAAGAGCUUCUUCAAAGCAAAAUCAGACUAUGUGACUGAACCAAUUUCGGAAGCUGGCUUGGAAGGUUUAUGGCAAACACUGAUUGAAGCAGAAGCUUAUUUGAUAUUGACACCUUAUGGUGGAAAAAUGAGUGAGAUUUCAGAUUCGGAAACUCCUUUCCCACACAGAAUUGGCAACAUAUUCAAAAUCCAGUAUAUGGUCACUUGGGAUGAUGGCAAGGAAACUGAGAAAUAUAUUGGCAUGAUGAGAAGGCUGUAUGAUUACAUGGCACCAUAUGUUUCAAAGUCCCCAAGAGGUGCCUAUUUGAAUUAUAGGGAUCUUGACUUGGGGAGGAACAAUGCUUGUAAUACAAGCUAUGGACAAGCAAGCAUUUGGGGCUUAAAGUAUUUCAAGAAUAAUUUUAGGAGACUUGUUCAUGUGAAGACCUUAGUUGAUCCUGCUAACUUCUUUAGGAAUGAACAAAGCAUCCCUGUGUUCCCAUCUAGAUGAGUUGGGAACUUGUGAUUAGUUUUUAUCAUACUAAUGAUAAGUAUCAAGUGUUUUUUUUUUUUCCUUAAUAAUAAAGGAUUAAGCGAGAUUAAUUUGUCA
Molecule: messenger RNA, 1692 nt
Organism: Malus domestica (apple)
Lineage: Eukaryota; Viridiplantae; Streptophyta; Magnoliopsida; Rosales; Rosaceae
Product: tetrahydroberberine oxidase-like
Molecular function (GO): oxidoreductase activity; FAD binding
Source: RefSeq, a predicted model, not a curated record